Molecule: messenger RNA, 2238 nt
Organism: Mesocestoides corti
Lineage: Eukaryota; Metazoa; Platyhelminthes; Cestoda; Cyclophyllidea; Mesocestoididae
Source: the annotation of a GenBank genome assembly
AUGCGCUCGCUGCACGGACAAGAUGCGGUUGCAGGCGCCGUGGUUGCCAUGGGAAACGCCGGUGUCGCGUCGUCGGAGACAGGCCAACUGGACAUCCGUCCAAGAAGCCUUCCGAAGGAGUACGGGAGCAGCUGGUCCCCGCCGAUGCCGAAUGUGGUGCUUCGUCUCUCAGAGGGUCUGCGCAGACUCUACCAUGUCUCGGUUAAGCGUCGACCCACCGUGGAAUGGCACGGUGGUGAAAAUCGUCACGGUUUCGAGAACUCGAAUGCGCUUUCUGCCUCAUCAGACGGCCUGGUGGCCACGUCGAAGGAACCCUGGUUCACGGAGUACCUGCGUGGCGUCAGCAUGGAGCUCUACUCGGCUGGAUUCUCCUCGGCCUUCGAGGGAAUGACCUUCGUUGAAGCGGCCAAGGUCUGCAUGAAGCGACUGGAACUCGUGCUGAUCGCCAUCUUGGCCCAAAGCACUGAGGGUGAGGAAACGGAAAACGUCGGCCAGUAUCCAUUUCUGGCGAUAAAUCCACCCAAUUCGCGACACUCCAUCAUCAGAGAGGGGACCAUCGGCUUCUUUAUUUGCGACUCUCAGGAGAUUGCAACUCGCGCCACGAACUACUGCCUCCGUUGUCAUAGGAACGUCACCACCUACGACCAAAUUCGCAGAUGCGGCUGCCGAAGCCACGGACUCCGUGAUAAGAUACGCAGCCUCCGCGAUCGGAUCUCCGCCGAGAUCACCGACGGAAGCAGGGCGAGUAGCCGACUAACUCCCCAGUCGCCGUUUGGGAUUGGUCAGUCGAAUGAGUACCUUCGGCCUACUGAAACCCCCUGCUUCCUCCCCACACCCACUGCCUCCGCGUCUCCACCUAAAUUCGAGACGUCGACUACGGAUCUACAACAACUCGUGCACGAUGGCAGCGCUAUCGACAUCACUGGCGUUUAUCACUGGUGUCCGAAGCGCAGCCUUGCAUCGUGCGUUUUACCAAACAAUCACAGCAUCGAAACCACCAUGUCUGAUGAAGCCGCCAGCAAGAGUCUGCGCAACCACAUUCUCGUGUGUCUAUUGGCUGGGAACAAGGCGCCACAACUUGGACUGCGUUCCUUCAUUCUGCCACUGAGGGCCAGCAACAUCGGCGUCCAGGACCUCCGACCAAUCGUCUUUCUCUCCUCCUACGCCGCGGUCUCGGAGGAGUGGCAUGAAAUGGAGAACUUUCCCAACGUCUACCUUCUUCCCGGGUCGCCUCUGAACCGUCGAGACUUGUGGGCGGCGAGGAUCCAGCUGUGCUCUGUUUGCGUGGUUAUUGGAGUGGCGGAAAACCUGCAGGUGGACGAUCCCUACAUGCUUGACAAGGAGGCCAUUCUGUGCUCGUUGAAUAUUCGCGCGCUCAAGAUACCACCGUCUCUACGACAGUCGGUUAGUGACGACAUUGCGGCGAGAUCAAGCGGUGCGGAGAUACCGCUGUUAACCGCGCUCGCGAUGGACUCAAAUAUACACUUUCUCGACCCGGAUGAUUUCGAGGCGGACAACUCCGAGUUGGACAUCUUUCUGACGGUUCCUUUCGCACGGGGUCUGGCCUUCACGGGUUCCGUUCUCGACGCACUGGUGUCGACGGCCUACUUCGACAGGAACGCGAUGACGCUCAUUCGACACCUGGUCACCGGCGGUACCACACCAGUCUUGGAGCAGUGGGCUGCGUAUGGAGGCGAUUUCUACGACAACCUCCAGGUCACGGACAUCGGCGAAGCACACGUCAACGAAUUCCUAGAGACUCUGCGGCGCAACAAUUCAAGGCGGCCCACGAUCGCGCAGCUGAGCUUCAACGACCCGCGGCUGGCUGCGAUCAUCAACGUCGCUCCAAGUGGCUCUGCAUGUAUCACCUUUGGUGAGCUGUUCUGUCGAGCCCUCGGCGAACACGGAAUCCUCUGUCUUGGACUGUUCCGCCUCAACGCGGCGAAGUCCUCGACUUCCAACUGCAUUGCCAACAUUCAGCGAGUUGGAUCCACCUCGACGAUCACCAACAGACCCCCAGUUUCCCGCCGGCCGAGUGCCUGCAACCCUCCCGAACCCGUGAAGAUGCGGAUCCUCUUUGAGGAGAGGCAGGACCCGCCGCCGUUGAACAUCGUCGACAGACUCCAACUGCCGCUUGGACCACGCUCGGCGAAUAAUCGCUUCGUCAUCACGAGUCCCCCAUACCACUUCCCGGUGAAUGCUAGUGACCUCGUCUUCUGUCUGAUUACUUCUACGUAG